This is a messenger RNA of Dissoconium aciculare CBS 342.82, 2405 nucleotides long. Its product is annotated as SIR2-domain-containing protein. The record is from RefSeq and is a predicted model, not a curated record. The transcript is spliced from 3 exons. Lineage: Eukaryota; Fungi; Ascomycota; Dothideomycetes; Mycosphaerellales; Dissoconiaceae. Gene Ontology annotation, molecular function: NAD+ binding. The coding region runs from base 229 to 1911 and encodes 560 amino acids.
UGUUUGUUCACUCCGGACUUCUACUCCGGGUUUUCUCUUCAUCGAGCAACGACCGUUGCGCCGCUUUCCCAAAUAGGUAUUUUUGAUAUCUGCUGGUGAGAAGAUUUAACAACAGUUUUCAGCACGGACCCUUUCAACGCGGUCAAUGCAUCUCCAAAUACACAUGUUUCGAACAGCGAGAUAACAACUCUCGUGGUAUGACAUACAGGAGACAUCGGUUGCAGGACCAUGGCGGUGCCGACGAUUCUCGCAACAGAAGCGACGGCGCUUGACUCUUCCAAGAAGCGGAAACUGCAGGACGGUAUCGAUCUGAGCAGCGGCGACGGUACCGCCACUCACACAGCCAUCAUCGUUGAACCAGAAUUGGCGCAUCACCACGGACACGUCUGUGAUGGUAAUCACGACCAUGACCACCACUACCACGGCGAUGACGAUGAUGGCGAAGACUACGAAGACGACGAGAGCGAAGGCGACAUCAUGGAGCAAAUCAUGGACCAGCUGGAAGUGGACCCCUAUGUUCCAGACGAGUCCUUCGGCGUGACCAAAGAAGCCAUCAGCCGCGUGCACGCGCGCCUCCGCGAAGUCGGCAUCGAGCAAUUCUUCCAGGAGAACCUCAGCAACGAUCCCGCCAGCGCGCGGCGACUCGGGCCGAUAUUUGGCCUGGAUCCGGAAUUGGAGAUCGAUGAUGGUUUCUACCUGCGCGUGCUCAGCGCGGCGAUCGUGCGGGCCUACCACAAACGCCAGAAGUUGUAUCAGUACAAUACCAUCGACGACGCGGCGAGGCUGUUGACGACAUGCAGCAAAAUCAUGGUCAUCACGGGAGCUGGAAUCUCGACGUCGUUGGGGAUCCCCGAUUUCCGGUCAAAGGGUACUGGCUUCUAUGAUAAAGUCCGACAGAUGGGAUUCGAUGAGCCAGAAGACGUCUUUGACAUUGACUAUUUCGAGGAGAGACCUGAAGUCUUCUACAGCUUGGCCGGCGACAUCCUCCCGGACCAACAACGCUUCUCGCCUACACACGCCUUCAUCCGCCUUCUGCAAGACAAGGGCCGCCUGCAGACCAAUUACACCCAGAACAUCGACAACCUCGAAGCCGCCGCCGGAAUCGAUGAGGACCGCAUCAUCCAAUGCCACGGAAGUUUCGCCACAGCGACCUGUCGGAAAUGCGGCCACAGAGUCAAAGGCGUCGAAAUCUACCCGGACAUCCGCGCCAAGCGCAUCCCGAAAUGCGAGAAAUGCAUCGCUCGCAUGGCCUCGGAAGACUCCGCCGCCGAUACUCGUCCGCCGAAACGCAGUAAGCCCUCCAACAAAUGGGAAGGUGACGACGAUGACGAUCAAAACGACGACAUCCCCCAACCGGGCAUCAUGAAACCCGACAUCACCUUCUUCGGCGAGCAGCUCCCGAACACCUUCUUCGACCGGCUCACCAACACCGACGCCGAACACACCGACCUGGUGAUCGUCAUCGGGACGUCCCUCAAGGUCGCCCCCGUCAGCGAGAUGCCCAACUACAUCCCGCACACCGUCCCACAUAUUUACAUCUCCCUCGAGCCCAUCCGCCACGUCGAAUUCGACAUCCAGCUCCUCGGCAGCUGCGACGUCGUGGUGCAGGAACUCUGCCGUCGCGCGGGCUGGGAUCUGACGCACGAGAUGAUCCCGGAGAACGCGCCGAGUCCGAAGGUCCUGCAGGUGCCCGGUCGUCCGCAUAUUUGGGCCAUCGAGGCGGAGGGUGGCGAUUCCGUGGGCGCGGCGGCGGCGGUGGCGGCGACGGAGCAGAGGAACGGAGCAGGCGAUGCACCGUCCAAUACAGCGGCGGCGGAACUCGUGGCUCAGACGUCGACCGUGCAGGACGCGACGCCGGGCACCGAGGAGAAAAUCCUUCUCGCAUCUCGUCCGGUCACGUCGGAGAAGUAGAAUUCCUCGGGCGGCAGCUUUCGGAUGUGGUUGAAGAAGGCUGGAGUCCGCGCUUAUGUCUGAGCAUUGUUGUUAUUCUAAUGAGGAUGGAGGGAGUCCCCUGCGCAUUAGCCAACGUGGGGUUGAUUUGUUGGAGUUUGCUUUUUCUGUGUUGAUUAUGCCAUCGGAGUUCUGCUGCUUGCGACAGCAUCCUUGUGUGAGCGAAUCGCUGCGGCGCCUCGGGAAGCGGUGAUUUGGGUCCGUAGAUCUAAUGCAUCGUCGGUGAUGGCACAGUGUUCGCGAGAUCGAUCUCGGAAUCGAGGUUCAUCCAGUCACUUCGCCGACCGCUCUCUCCUGAUGACUAACAUCUGUAUCUCUCCUCGUUCGCGAGAACAUACACCCAUCUCCCCAAUUCACCGCCAUCCUCCCACCCGUGCCUCGUCCCACCUCGCCUUCCUCUCCUGCCUCAGAAACGCCAACUUCUUGACCUCCUUCACCCUCCUCACAAGUUCCGC